Molecule: messenger RNA, 777 nt
Organism: Dictyostelium purpureum
Lineage: Eukaryota; Evosea; Eumycetozoa; Dictyosteliales; Dictyosteliaceae
Exons: 1
Coding region: 1-777 (258 amino acids)
Source: RefSeq, a predicted model, not a curated record
AUGAAAAAAGGUGAAGAGGAUGUAGAUGAUAAAAAGAGUGAAAGGGAUGAAAAGAGUGAAGAGGGUGAAAAAGGUGAAAAAAGUGAACAGGAUGAAGAGGAAGAAGAGUGUGAAAAGUGUGAAAAGUGUGAAAAGGACGAAAAAAGUGAAGAGGAUAAAGAUGAUAAAAAGAGUGGAAAGGGUGAAGAGGAUGAAAAAAGUAAAGAGGAUGAAGAGGGUGAAAAUAAUAAAGAAAAUAAUGAGAAUAAAGAGUUAUCAAAUGAAAAUUUUAAAGAUUCAAGUAUUGAGGAACAAACAAAUGAAAAAGAAAUUUUUGAACUCACCCCAGAAGAUGAAUUUAGGAUCGACAAAAGAGAAAUAAAAAAAUUCACCAAAUUUUGGUACAGAAAUAACCAAUCAAAUUUAAUGACCAUCACAAAUAAUGAAAUUCCAAUAACAUUAAUAGAAUAUUUAAAAAAUAAAAUAGAAAAAAGACAAAAAAUUCAUGGAUCAUGGAGUAUUCAAUCACUUAAAUCGCUUAUAAAUGAAUCAAAGAAAAAUAUUAGAUAUUUGUGGAAGCCAAAAGACAAAUGUUUUAUAGAAUUAUGUACUAAAUAUCCCAACUAUGUGGUUAACGGACAAAUACAAUUAGAAAACGAAGUGGUUAGAGAUAUGGUUUAUAAUAAAUUUUCUUUUAAAAUUACUGAUGAAGAUGCCACAAAAAUAGCAAAAUGGAUUUUAUUGGACAAAGAGUCUUUUUAUUCUUAUACAAAACCAGAUUAUUUAAAAAAUGAUUAA